Orcinus orca (killer whale) is the source of this 3186-nucleotide messenger RNA. RefSeq names its product suppression of tumorigenicity 7 like (gene ST7L). NCBI's taxonomy places the organism in Eukaryota, Metazoa, Chordata, Mammalia, Artiodactyla, Delphinidae. The coding region runs from base 1 to 1335 and encodes 444 amino acids. The record is from RefSeq and is a predicted model, not a curated record. The transcript is spliced from 12 exons. Gene Ontology annotation, molecular function: protein binding.
AUGGCGGACGGUGACGGCUUAGGUGAAGCAACGGCAACUGCGGCGUCUCCUCCUGCCCCUGCUCCCGGCCUGAGCCCGCCGCUGGGCUGGAGGGAGCGGCUGCGGGCCGGGCUGGCGGGCACUGGGGCCUCGCUGUGGUUCGUGGCGGGGCUGGGGCUGCUUUACGCUCUGAGGGUCCCGCUGAGGCUGUGUGAGAAUUUGGCAGCGGUGACAGUAUUUUUAAAUUCAUUGACGCCCAAAUUCUAUGUGGCACUUACAGGGACAUCUUCUUUGAUAUCAGGACUAAUAUUUAUAUUUGAAUGGUGGUACUUCCAUAAGCAUGGCACAUCUUUUAUUGAGCAAGUAUCUGUAAGCCAUUUGCGACCACUGAUGGGAGGAACAGAAGGCAGCAUUUCAGAGCCAGGUUCUCCUUCCAGCAGCAGAGAAAGUGAAACCAGCAGACAGAAUUUGUCAGAAUGCAAGGUAUGGAGAAAUCCUCUAAAUCUUUUCAGAGGAGCAGAAUAUAGGAGAUACACUUGGGUGACUGGUAAAGAGCCACUUACAUACUAUGACAUGAAUUUGUCAGCUCAGGACCAUCAGACCUUUUUCACCUGUGACACGGACUUUUUACGUCCUUCAGACACAGUUAUGCAGAAGGCAUGGAGGGAAAGAAAUCCUCCAGCUCGAAUCAAAGCAGCCUAUCAAGCUUUAGAAUUAAACAAUGACUGUGCUACUGCAUAUGUUCUACUGGCUGAGGAAGAAGCAACAACUAUUGUAGAUGCUGAAAGGUUAUUUAAACAGGCACUCAAGGCAGGAGAAACAAUUUACAGGCGGUCACAACAGUGCCAGCACCAAAGUCCUCAGCAUGAAGCUCAACUGAGGAGAGAUACCAAUGUACUGGUGUAUAUUAAAAGAAGACUGGCAAUGUGUGCAAGAAAAUUAGGAAGAAUAAGAGAAGCAGUAAAAAUAAUGAGAGAUUUGAUGAAAGAAUUUCCCCCUCUUACCAUGUUGAACAUCCAUGAAAAUCUCCUAGAAUCACUUUUAGAAUUACAGGCCUAUGCAGAUGUCCAAGCAGUUCUAGCAAAAUAUGAUGAUAUAAGCCUUCCAAAGUCAGCAGCCAUCUGUUAUACAGCAGCACUAUUGAAGACAAGGACUGUUUCAGAUAAGUUUUCUCCAGAAACAGCCUCCAGAAGAGGGUUAAGCACAGCAGAAAUUAAUGCUGUGGAAGCAAUUCAUAGAGCUGUGGAAUUUAAUCCUCAUGUUCCAAAACGUUUCAUCAUGUUUCUGUUUACCCAAAGAAGGAGCUUCCUUUUUUCAUCCAUUUCACAGCAGGACUAUGUUCUUCUACAGCAAUGAUAGCUCUUCUCACACACCAGUUUCCUGAAAUCAUGGGUGUUUUUGCUAAAGCUGUAAGUAUGAUCUCAAGGACUUGUGCAGAGUAUUUGUAAAACACACAAGAAACCAUCUCUGAUCUGUUUGUGCUUAACCAGCUGAGCAGUGAAGAUAUUUGUUAUAGUAAAUUACAGGAAUUGAUUUGUAAAGUUGCUGCCAUAAAUAUGUCAAACAUAAGAUUUUGGUGAUUUGAGCUGUAUUUUUGUUGCUUAGAAGUUUAGAGAAUACAAUGGCAUAACAUUAUAAAGUUGGUCUUUGUAGAUCACUUUUGGUGGUAAGCAUAGCCCUUGUUACUAGCUAAAGAAUAAUCCACACCUUUUAAAUGCAUUUUCUUCGGCAUUUAAAAAAAAUCCCUUGUUUUGUACAGAAGCCUUUUGAUUUUUCCAUUUAAAUGAAAUCAUUAGUUCUCAGGAUUUGGUGAACGUUAAAUUCAAGAGUGCAACUAGGAUGAAGAAUAAGUAGGUAAGGUGGGACAGUUGCGACAUUUGCCCUGGGUUCAGAAUGUGCCUCUUUACUCAAAAUUUCUCCCUGUUUUUAUAUCUACAUGUUCUUCUUGAUCUCCCAACCUUGGGUGUAGAACCAUGUACAGACCUUUAUUUUUAUUUUUACCCUUUAGUUUUGAACUGCUUCCCCAUUUCUGGACCCAGGUCCAGAAAGUAUUUGAGGACUGAUAUUAGAGAGAGUAUCCCAUGAUUUUUUACUUUUCUACAUAAACCUGUUAAUUAAUGUCACUGGCUCAAAGCAAAAUUACCAAAGAUAAGUCCCUGUAAGUCUCCAAGCCUUUUAAAAAAUGUGUCUUGUAUAUCUUUGUAUUUUUACCAACUAAUAAGAAUUCAAACCCCAAAAGAAAAUGUUAAUUCAUUAUAUUCCCAAAUAGAAAAGCACUGAGAACCAUAGAAAUACUAGGCCUUACUUGGUAAUGUAAUUUCUAUAUUUUUGUCUAUGUGCCUCCAUUCUAACUCCCUGUUUCCUCAUACUUUCUUUUCCUGCAUUAGGAGUUUAUUUUUUGCCUUAAAGAUUAGUUGGUUUUCUUCUGGCACCAGUAGUGAGAGCACUGGUUUCUCUUUUCCCCUGAAGGUCAACUGUAUAAUGUGUUAAGUUGCCACUGGCUGUAGGCCUAGGAGUCUGAGACUACACUUGAUUCUGGGUCAGGCUUCAAGAAGGAUGACUUUUUACUGUGUUCAGGGAGUAUAGAUAUUUGGGUUGGAAACUGACUCUUCUGCUUCCUUUUAGUAUAAGGAGAAAGCUUAGUGAUCAUACCAUAACUCUGUUGCUUGCAGUGGUGCUGACUGGGGAGCAAGUGUGUCUCAAACUGAAAUGACUUCACAGUAUAAUCUGGCAUGGAAAAAAAUGGACUAGACAGAGAAUCUUGUCAAUUUAACAACCGGAAAAAAAUAUGCAGCUGUGUAUUUGAGAUCACAGGAAAGCAGUGGGAGAGAUGAUCCUUGGGUUUCUCUCAGGGCAGUGGGAAGGAGGUAAAAUAGAGAGAGGAGGAAGAUCUAGAAUCUGGAGUAGAGAUGUAGUCAUUGUUAGUAGUGUACUGCCAUGGGGUACUGGCUAAAGUUAAUGUGCAGUGUACUCACUGUUUGCUCUAUUCAUCAGUGUUAGUAUGUAUAGUAUAUAUAUAGUGUCUGCCUUUACCUAAGAGAUCUCUGAUGCAUCAGAAGAGCCUUUAAGAUUGCAUAGCACAAGCUCCUAGCAGUGUCCGAGAAUGAAUAAUUACACAUUUGAAAGUGGAAUCUUCUUUUUUAGACCAAAAGUUAUUAAUUUACUGUGAUUCUAGUUGAUGAACAAUAAACAGGCAUUUGUUUUCUA